GAGGAAAAUGGCCCAAACUACUGCACCAGCAACAUCCAUCCAUGAUGAGGACUCCUCUGAAAGCAGAAUGGUGGUUACAUUCCUCAUGUCAGCACUUGAGUCAAUGUGUAAAGAACUUGCCAAGUCCAAGGCAGAAGUUGCCUGUAUUGCUGUAUAUGAAACAGAUGUGUUUGUAGUUGGAACUGAGAGAGGAAGAGCCUUUGUCAAUUCUAGGAAAGAUUUUCAGAAGGAUUUUGUUAAAUACU
This is a messenger RNA of Pelecanus crispus (Dalmatian pelican), 245 nucleotides long. Lineage: Eukaryota; Metazoa; Chordata; Aves; Pelecaniformes; Pelecanidae. The record is from RefSeq and is a predicted model, not a curated record.